AUGCGGAGUAGAUCAGCGGCGAUCGCUGCGUGUGUGGCGCUUCUCGCGCUCUCCUCGUGUGCAGUUGACGCCAAGGUAAAGCACGGCUCGAAGUCUGCAACAGCUAAGGCGAUAGUGUUUUUCCCCCCCCCUGUUUCCUUUCUCCUUCUUUCCGUUACAGCUUGCUCUGCUGAACUUCUCUAUCCCUCUCACCUUGCGCACCACUCAACGUCCCCCGCCCCACAGACAGUGGUGUCGGUGGGGCUGGAAAAGGGGCGAUCCAGUGUGAAUCCAUGGAGCCUUGGCGUUGACAAGUGGACUCCUCCAACCGUGAGGCCUGGCACAUUCCUUCUUUUCCGGUGGAUGGACGCAGAACGAGAUGUACAGCAAUUCCCAGAUAAAGACAGCUUCGAUUCGUGCAACUUCUACAGUGCAGAUCCCUUGGGUCCUCCCAGAAAAGUGGGCCUGGACGUGUAUUUGGUGAGGAGGGCUGAACGAGGCACGACUCUGUAUUUUGGGAGCAGAGUAGGGUCAGACUGCUUCGACGGGCUCAAGGUGGCCAUUCCUCUUUAUUUCGAGCCCGCCAUGCCGUCGCAUCGCUAUCGCGUGUUUCUUCGAGCGGGGAUAUCGGAGGAGCAUAAAGAGGAUGUUCUGCGAAGCUUCUUCGAGAAGUUCGGGACCGUGAUCGACGUGUACGUGCCGCGCGAUCCGUUCACCGGCACGUUGAAGGGCAUCGCGUUCAUCUCUUUCGAAGAAGAGGAAGCCGUCAAAGCCGCAGUGGAGAAUGACUCUUACGAGAUCUGCGGCGUGACCAUUCCCAUAACAAAAGCCGAACCUCGAGGACCAGAGCAGUCGUCCCGCCGCCGAGCCUACAACGACGACCGACCCUCCCACCGAGCCUACCCCCCGUCUUCUCUAGCCAUGGCAGCCGCAGCAGCACCCCGAGGCUCUCUAGGUUCGGCAGGCUUGGAUUACUACUCAGUGACUCCUCUAGUCUCGUCUGGCGGCUAUGGUGCCGCACUAGGUUCGGGAUAUGGAGGCGGGUAUAUACUGUCGAAUGCUAUGGAGGGGUAUGGGCGGAGCGGAGGCGGGGGAGGCGGAGGGGGAGGCGGAAGCGGAGGGGGAGGGGGAGGGUUUGAGGACGAGUUUCGGAUCUUUGUGGGGGGCGUGGCGGAGGAGAUUAGCGAGCAAGACGUGAAGGAGCACUUCGAACAGUACGGCACGGUGGAGGACGUGUACUUCCCCAAGGACAGGGCCUCUGGCACUCGGCGCGGGUUCUGUUAUGUGCGCUUCAACACCUUUGCAGCGGCGGACAGCGCGUGCGCGCGCAGCCAGCGCAUGAUCAAGGGCGCGCCCCUCCACGAGAUCCGCAUGGCGCAGCCCCGCCCGCCCCUGCUCGCGGGGGGACGGGGAGGGGAUGGGCGGAGAGGCGGGGGCGGGGGAGGAGGGGGUGGAGGAGGGGGAGGAGGAGGUAGUGGGGGAUACGGGGGGUAUGGUGGUGGGUAUGGUGGUGGUGGUGGAGGGGGGGGAGGGGGAGGAGGGGGAUAUGGGGGCGGGUAUGGGGGUGGUUAUGGUUACAGGGAUGAGGGGAGGGAGAGGGAUUAUGAGAGGGGGGGAGGAGAGGGGCGGAAUGGGGACGGCGGGGGUCGCUCGCGGUACCGGCCAUAUUGA
Messenger RNA from Closterium sp. Yama58-4, 1650 nucleotides. The record is from the annotation of a GenBank genome assembly. NCBI's taxonomy places the organism in Eukaryota, Viridiplantae, Streptophyta, Zygnematophyceae, Desmidiales, Closteriaceae.